ACUAUAUAAACUUUUACUUUGAACGUAUCGACUCUCAUGUAAGAUAUAUCGAAUGCAAUCGAUAAUUAUCGAAGUACUACGGAGUAUGACGUAUCGCUAGUGUCGAGCAACUUUUGUUUGUAAAGUAGUGACAAUUAAUAUUUGUUUAUUUAUCGAUUAAUACAAAAUUCUUCUAUAAUGGAAACAAAUGUAGAAUUGCAAGAAAAGUCUUUAAAAGAUAAACAAGUAGAAUGGAAAAAACGUUUACGGGAGCUUCACACGAAAAGGAAUGAAGCAAGACAAGAGAAUCACAAAGAAGUCGUUGAAGAGGAUAAGAGAAAUAAACUUCCAGCAAAUUGGGAAUCAAGAAAAAGACAAGCCGAAUGGAUAAUACAAGAUGAAGCGGCUAGGAAAAUUGCAGAAGAAAAGGGAGAAGAUUAUGAAAGAAUUAAAUUACUUCACAUAGAUGCAACGGAAGCAGAGCGCAUAGCAAGAAAAAAGAAAAAUAAGAAAAAUCCGGAUCCAGGCUUUUCAGAUUAUGAACAAGCUGCUGUUCGUCAAUAUAAUAGAUUAGUUAAAAAUAUUAAACCAAAUAUGGAAUCAUAUGAAGAACUCAAAGAAAAACUUGGACCUGCAUUUUAUGGGGAUAAAAAUACAAUUUUGCAUGGCCUUCAUGAAGAUAAGAAAGAAGCAAUUGAUAAAAUGGUUGACAAUUUGGAAAAACAGAUUGCUAAACGAGAGAGGUAUAGUAGAAGAAGAAUGCAUAAUGACGAUGCGGAUAUUGAUUAUAUUAAUGAACGUAAUGCUAAAUUCAAUGAAAAAUUAGAAAGAUUUUAUGGCGAAUAUACUCGUGAGACCAAACUCAAUUUAGAACGUGGCACAGCUAUUUAACUUUUUUUUUUUAAUGUAUAUAACUAAUACUUUGUGUUAUUUAUCAAAAAAAAAAAAAAAUAAUUAUAGAUAAAAGAUAUAUUGUUUAAAUAUAUUAUAAA
Vespa crabro (European hornet) is the source of this 971-nucleotide messenger RNA. Its product is annotated as pre-mRNA-splicing factor Syf2. The record is from RefSeq and is a predicted model, not a curated record. Gene Ontology annotation, cellular component: catalytic step 2 spliceosome; post-mRNA release spliceosomal complex; Prp19 complex. The transcript is spliced from 3 exons. The coding region runs from base 178 to 870 and encodes 230 amino acids. NCBI's taxonomy places the organism in Eukaryota, Metazoa, Arthropoda, Insecta, Hymenoptera, Vespidae.